AUGCUUCGGUUUAUGGACAACCCCGUAACGGUCGUCAAGGGUCGGAGAAGGGAUACGCAGUUCCGUGGUGAGACGGAGAUUGACACAGGGAGUCAUACAGAUGUAGGCUCACGGACAAUUUCCCUUUUGUUGAAGGACCGUUGUCUUUCGUUGGUGAUGAUCAAGUCCAGGAGGGAUGGUACCUGGUGGGUGCAACGACAUGUUGAGUCCAAGCGCUCUGUUGAACGACUUCAGUCCGCGCCGCUGCAAAAGGUCCGCCUGAUUCGAAGCGCUAAAGGGGACUCGAGGGGCUACGGUGGACCACGCCGAGAAGGAGAGAAUCGGAGCCGCGCAGCGGGAUUUGGACCCAUAGUGCAUCGUAAUAGGGUGCAGGGGUGGUGUCAGAGAGGACAAUCGGGAUUGGUAGGGUUGCAUGUCGCUGCAUUCUUAGCGCCUGAGUCCUCCAGUGCCUUUGAAAGACUCUCUAAUUUAGCGUCGAGUAGCCCGAUUAAAGCGGAACAGUGGCAGUGGUCUUUCUGA
Opisthorchis viverrini is the source of this 519-nucleotide messenger RNA. RefSeq lists its product as hypothetical. The transcript is spliced from 4 exons. The record is from RefSeq and is a predicted model, not a curated record. Lineage: Eukaryota; Metazoa; Platyhelminthes; Trematoda; Opisthorchiida; Opisthorchiidae. Bases 1 to 519 code for a protein of 172 amino acids.